CUGAUAUCAAUCCGACUCUAGCUCUUGCCGUCCAUCGCAGGCCCCUAAUCCUGAUUGCAUUGCAUAUAUCAGCCCGCCCGCCCGCAACCAUGUCCGACGACGAUGACUUCAUGCAGGACUCGGGCGAGGAGGAGUACGACUUCGAAUACGAGGACGACGAUGACGACGAGACGGGCGAUGUCGACAUUGAGAACAAGUACUACAACGCAAAGCAGCUCAAGACCGACGACCCCGAGGCCGCCAUCGACGAGUUCUUGGGCAUGCCCGCCCUCGAGGAGGAAAAGUCGGAAUGGGGCUUCAAAGGGCUCAAGCAGGCCAUCAAGCUCGAGUUCAAGCUGGCGCGCUACGACAAGGCGGUCGAGCACUACAAGGAGCUUCUCACGUACGUCAAGUCGGCCGUCACGCGCAACUACUCGGAAAAGUCUAUCAACAACAUGCUCGACUUUAUAGAAAAGGCUGCAGAAGACGCCGACGCCUAUCGCUGCAUGGAGAAGUUCUACGCCCUGACGCUCGACAUCUUCCAGAGCACAAACAACGAGCGCCUGUGGCUCAAGACCAACAUCAAGCUCGCCCGGCUCUGGUUGGACAGGAAGGACUAUCGCCAGCUUACCGAGAAGCUCCGCGAGCUGCACAAGGCCUGCCAGCGCGACGAUGGCACAGACGACCCCAGCAAGGGCACGUAUUCAUUGGAGGUGUACUCGCUCGAAAUUCUCAUGUACGCCGAGACUAGGAACAACAAGCGGCUAAAGGCCCUCUACCAGCGAGCGCUCAAGGUCAAGUCGGCGGUUCCACAUCCCAAGAUUAUGGGCAUCAUUCGGGAAUGCGGUGGCAAGAUGCACAUGAGCGAAGAGAACUGGAAAGGGGCGCAGAGCGACUUUUUCGAGAGCUUCAAGAACUACGACGAGGCGGGAUCGCUGCAGCGCAUCCAGGUGCUCAAGUACCUGGUGCUCGCAACCAUGCUGUCGGGCUCGGACAUCAACCCGUUUGACUCGCAGGAGACCAAGCCGUAUCAGAACGAUCCACGCAUCUCGACCAUGACGGACCUGGUCAAUGCCUACCAGCUGGAAGACAUUCACGGGUACGAGCGGAUUCUGCAGAACAACCAGGACCUGCUGCAGGAUCCGUUUAUUGCCGAGAACAUUGACGAGGUGACGCGCAAUGUGCGCACCAAGGCCAUUGUCAAGCUGGUUGCGCCGUACACGCGGUUUACGCUGGCGUUUAUUUCCAAGCAGCUCAAGAUUUCGCUGGGCGAGGUGCAGGAGAUUGUGGGCUUCUUGAUUGUGGACAAGCGGCUGCGAGGCAAGAUCAACCAGCAAAAGGGCACGGUGGAGAUUGAGAGUAGCACCGACAUGGAUCGGGUGCAGGCGAUGAGGGAGUGGAGCAGCGCCAUUGGCUCCAUGUGGCAGACUGUGCUGAAUGAGGGCGAGGGUUUCAAGUCGGACGAGAGUGCGUCCCAAUUUACACCUGGUGGGCCGUCUGGUAUGGGAUGGAACCAGAGCUCCAUGGGCGGCGUCAAGGUGGGGUGGGCAAAGGGCAAGGGUCCUGGGCGGCAGGCGGGCGUGAUGAGCAAAGGAUGACUUGCAGCAUCGGUCGCGCGCUUCACAAGACGACCUGGAACUGGGUUGCCGGGACACAGGACGGAACACUGGCGGUUGCACGUUGGCGUUGGCGAGGCGCUCCUCACCUGAAGAGCGACAUGAGACAUGCGGGCGGGCAGGCUGGGGGGGGGGCGACGCAGUUUGGUAGCACGAAGCAGGCGGGCGGGCGGGCGGGCUGGGACGAGUUUGGUGCAUGUGCGGCGGACAUGCUCGGUCAGGCAGUGGUCAGCUGGCUGUAUGCAACACGGCCUCGUUCAGUCAUCAAUGCAACAAUGGAAAAGAGCUGGCAGCGCG
Exserohilum turcica Et28A is the source of this 1892-nucleotide messenger RNA. RefSeq lists its product as uncharacterized. The record is from RefSeq and is a predicted model, not a curated record. The transcript has 6 exons. Gene Ontology annotation, cellular component: COP9 signalosome. Gene Ontology annotation, biological process: protein deneddylation. Bases 90 to 1577 code for a protein of 495 amino acids. NCBI's taxonomy places the organism in Eukaryota, Fungi, Ascomycota, Dothideomycetes, Pleosporales, Pleosporaceae.